ACAUUAGCAUUAUUCCUCAUUUCAGCUUAACAAAUUGAUAUGAAGGUGGAGUGAUACCAUAAAAAUGCAUGUCUGAACACAAAGUUUGAACAAAAGGAGUUAACUUCUUUAUAGAAGCUGAACUGAUCUCCAUGGAGAAGCCUGUUAGGCAUUGCCACAAAGAAUACAUGAGGAUGGCCAUGCUAAAGCAUGAAGAAACUUUCAAAGAGCAGGUACACGAACUUCACUGUUUGUAUCGGAUUCAAAAGAUAUUGAUGAAAAAUAUGGAAGCCAGCAAAGGUAUUGAAGUAAUCCAAGGAUGGAACAUCAAGAAUUUGAUAAGUUUAACUCAAAAUGGUCAUCAUGAAGGUGCAGAGAGAAAUAAUAAAAUGAAGCCUGCUAUGGAGGACAUUUCAGAAUCAGAAAGCGAUGGUGUUUUGGAGAUUAUAACUGAGACUGAAAUUGAGCUGACACUGGGCCCUUCAAGUUAUAAUUGCAAGAAAGUUGAAACACAACUGAAUUCAGAUUCAGGACACAGCUGGUGUUCUUCUUCUGGAUCCAGCCUUAUAAACAAGACAAGAUGCAGGACCCAUCAUACCAACCAUGCAACUAGAGGAGAAUUAUGUGAAGGGAUGAUAGGGCUUUACCAGGUGCCACAUUCAACCUCCGGGAACAGCUAUGACAUUGAAGAACAAUCUAAACAGCCACCUUGGCUUUUUCAAGUAUUGAGAAGGUCAAUGUGAUAUAUAUUUACUGUUUAAUACUUUGAGAGUGGUGUUUGUAUGGAAUUUUAUUAGUUAUUGAAUGAGGGUGAGGGUUCAAUGAUGUCUUGUAUAGGUUAAUUGUUUUCCAAAAUCACAUGUGAGGGUAUUACAUCAUAAUAUUUAAAUUCAGCCUUUCAA
Messenger RNA from Lotus japonicus, 881 nucleotides. RefSeq lists its product as uncharacterized. The record is from RefSeq and is a predicted model, not a curated record. Lineage: Eukaryota; Viridiplantae; Streptophyta; Magnoliopsida; Fabales; Fabaceae. The transcript is spliced from 2 exons. The coding region runs from base 132 to 722 and encodes 196 amino acids.